AUGUCUCGAGCGUCGAAAUUGACAUUGGCAGCCACAGGUCUGGGCACUGCAGGCAUCAUCUACUUUGUUCACUGGACUCAAGAGAAUGACCGAAAGGCCAUGCACAAGGGUGUUGAACGCGACAUGGAAAAGCAGCGAAUCCGUCAAGAGCGACAGGCCGAGUUCGAGCUGCAAAAACGCCUCGAGGAGGAAUACCUCAAACUUCAGACUGUGCACAGUUUCCUACCCUAUCAGACUGCUCCAACCCAACUUCCACAUGCAUUCAAGCCUCUUGAGUCACUUGUUGAGCGUCUUCCUGUCGUUAAGCUUGACGGAAAACCAGGUCUUUUGGCCACCUACGAACUGGGUCCUGUCACUGAGACGGAACUUCCGGACUUGACUGACGAGGUUGAGAAGCUCAAGCUGCCAAAUGGCGACUGGGAUAAAUUCAAUAUCGCUGCCGUCUUUCGUGAUUAUACCUUCCUGGCGUCUUCUUACCUCCUUGAGCCUUGCUGGGAGAACUGGUGCAAGAACCCUGACCAAGGAUAUGGUCUUGGUCGGGAGGUCUUGCCCAAGAGUGUUGCUCGCCCAAUGUAUCGCUGUGCACAGAUCUUGGACCUACCUCCCUUUAUGUCCUAUGCCGCCUCUUAUGCUCUGUUUAACUACACUCUGGCCGAUCACUCCAAAGGCUUAAGUGAAUACUCAAAUCUCCGCCUUGUGCGCGCUUUCGAGCGAGGCUUGGAUCCAAAGAGCUCCGAGGCUGGCUUCAUCUUGACUCAUGUCGAUAUGGUCAAGGAGACUGGUUCGCUCAUCGCAGGUGCUCUCAAGGUCAUUGAUACUCUUGAGCAGCACGGAAAUCGCGCAGAUAUCAAUGAUGGGUAUCGUGAAAUCCUCAAAGCUAUGGAAAAGAUCGAGGCUUCCAUGGAAGACAUGUGGGCGAAUUCCAAACCGGCCGAGUAUCUGUCCUUCCGGGUUUUCAUCUUUGGCAUCACCAAUCAAUCAAUGUUCCCCAACGGUGUAAUCUACGAUGGAGUCGAGGAUAACCAGCCUCUUUCUUUCCGAGGCGAGAGCGGAGCUAAUGAUAGCAUCAUUCCUCUCUUGGAUCAUCUUUGCCAGAUUCCCAUGCCAUCGACUCCCCUCACGAAAAUCCUACACGAGUUCCGCGCAUACCGCCCUCUUCCUCACCGCGAGUUCCUCACGUAUGUUCGCGAAAAGGCCGAGGAGAUUGGCGUACAGCAAUACUCCGUCCAAGAUUCUGAGACGGCUGUCCUGUUUCUCAGGGUGCUCAACCACGUGCGAAGCUUCCGCUGGCGGCACUGGCUGUUCGCUCGUGAGUACAUUAUUCGGCGCACACCUCAUCCUACGGCAACUGGAGGUAGCCCUAUCGUCACGUGGCUUCCCAACCAGCUAUCUGCGGUCAUGGAAUUGAUGAUCUCGAUCUACGAGACUUAUCUUGCACCAAAGGAAGGCGUUGCAAUUGUCAAUGGAGAAGGGGAUUUGAUUGCUUCUCACCGUAAGCAGGUUGAGCCCAUGAUGGAGCUUGUGCGCGAUCAAAAGGAAAAGUUGGCCAAGGAGGUGGAAAAGUGGUGUAAGGAGCGUGGUGUCUAG
Messenger RNA from Penicillium oxalicum, 1587 nucleotides. RefSeq lists its product as uncharacterized. The coding region runs from base 1 to 1587 and encodes 528 amino acids. The transcript has 7 exons. NCBI's taxonomy places the organism in Eukaryota, Fungi, Ascomycota, Eurotiomycetes, Eurotiales, Aspergillaceae. The record is from RefSeq and is a predicted model, not a curated record. Gene Ontology annotation, molecular function: metal ion binding; heme binding.